UUGCGCCGCCGGCCCCGGCCGAGCCACUUCCACGCUUGACGCUUCUCCGAGACAAAAAGGGGCAAACCACACCCCAGGACGGAAGGGCCCCCGCGCCGCCGCCGCCACCAUGGACGCCGCCGCAGCAGCACGCCGCCUCCGUGCCUUCAAGCGGUGGAUGCGCGCGCACGGCGUCGUCUGCAGCGACGCGCUCCGCCUCGACGCCACCGAUCCCCUCGGCGUACACGUGUGCGCCGUCGCGCCGCUCCGCGAGGGCGACCUGGUCGCCACCAUCCCGCGCGGGGCGUGCCUCACCCCGCGCACCACCGGCGCCGCGGGGGCAAUCGAGGCUGCCGAGCUCGGCGGGUGCCUCGCGCUCGCGGUCGCCGUGAUGUACGAGCGCGCGCGCGGCGCCGAAUCGCCGUGGGACAUCUAUCUCCAACUGCUCCCGGACCGCGAGUCAGUGCCGCUCGUGUGGUCCGCUGACGAGGCAGAGCGCCUGCUCGCGGGCACCGAGCUAGACAAGAUAGUGAAGCAGGACAGGGAAUUCCUUUGUGAGGACUGGAAAGAAUGCAUUGAGCCCCUGAUAUCAUCUGGAGAGCUGGAUGUUCGCCCAGAUGAUUUUAGCUUGGACAAAUAUUUCUCUGCAAAGACUCUUGUUUCUUCAAGGUCCUUCCAGAUAGAUAGCUAUCAUGGAUUUGGAAUGGUUCCAUUGGCUGACCUUUUCAAUCACAAGACUGAUGGUGAACAUGUACACUUCACGUCUGCAUCAGAUGACUCAGACGGUGAAGAUCAUGAUGAACUAAGUGCUGCUUCUGCUGAUGACCAGUCGACUAUAGAAAAUCCCACGAUCAGUCCUUCAGGCUCAGGAGUUGGCGAUGAAGAUUUGGAAAUGAUUGUUGUAAGAGAUGCCAAUGAAGGGGAGGAGGUGUACAAUACAUAUGGUACAAUGGGGAAUGCUGCUUUGCUUCAUAGAUAUGGUUUCACAGAACUUGACAAUGAAUAUGACAUUGUCAACAUUGACUUAGCAAUGGUCACUAAGUGGUGCACAUCCAUAUUCUCCGGUCGGCAUGCAAGAGCAAGGGUAUCGCUAUGGCGUAAUCUGGGUUAUUCUGGUUGUAUUAGCCAGGAUGCUGAGUACUUUGAGAUUUCAUAUGAUGGAGAGCCCCAGCUUGAACUUUUAAUCCUCCUUUAUAUCAUCACUUUGAAACCUGAUGUUUAUGACAAGUUGAUCAGUGUGGCUCAUGAUUUAGUUGGCGAUGAAGAGCAUGAUACUAUUCGUAAGGUGGCUAAGUUUGUCAAAGUAACAAACUCGAUCCAAAGUUCUGAACUUAAUGGGCUUGAGGAACUGCCUGACGUGAAGAGAUUACUGCAUAGUGAGAGCACUUGUUCUGCACUUUUAUCACUUGCUGACAUGAGGGAGACUCUCUAUGGCUCAAACACUUUGAAAGACGACGAGGAAAAGUUGCAAGCAUGCUGCAUUGUCAGCGAAAGGAAGCUGUAUCAUUCUCUGGUGCUGCGGGUUAGUGAGAGAAGAAUACUUUAUAGAUUGCGAAAAUAUGCCUCUAGCAGGUCAAAGACCAAGAAGAGGAAGCAUCCCUAGUGUUUGAAGACAGUGUACUCACCUGGCGAAGUUCGAAUCUGGGAUAUCCAGCUGCUUGUAAUGUUUGCAUUUUGCGAUUACCAAGCAGAUGAAAAUUUUGUUCAGUUAAGAUAUGACAGAUUAGAUUGUGAGGUUGUUAGAAACUUAGAAUUGCGGAAACAUUCCAAUGAGCCAUUUCAGGCUUCUACUGUUGUAGCAUGUAAUCCUUUAUCUCUUUCUACUAUUCUUUCCUUGCAGUGGAGUAAACAUAAGGUAUGCACGGUGUUCUUUGGAAGAUUAGAUGCUUGUGGCUUGUGUAUGCAUUGUGUUCUUUGGAA
Panicum hallii is the source of this 1899-nucleotide messenger RNA. Its product is annotated as ribosomal lysine N-methyltransferase 3. Gene Ontology annotation, biological process: peptidyl-lysine monomethylation. Gene Ontology annotation, molecular function: protein binding; protein-lysine N-methyltransferase activity. The record is from RefSeq and is a predicted model, not a curated record. Lineage: Eukaryota; Viridiplantae; Streptophyta; Magnoliopsida; Poales; Poaceae. Gene Ontology annotation, cellular component: nucleus. The transcript is spliced from 6 exons. The coding region runs from base 110 to 1582 and encodes 490 amino acids.